AUGAAAAGGGCUACCUCACCAUUUAAGAGGCUGUCCCAUUCCAGGGAGCCCUCCCACGACGAAAAUUCGAACUCCAUAUUCCACCACAAUAGAUCUACCUCCAGUAGCAGCAAUCACAAGAGGAGCAGUUUCCAACAACAGCAUGCACGUUCUGCCAGUGGCUCAAAUGCCCCUCCUCCGGUCUCUGGUACUAAUUUUAGUCAUAAAAGAAACACAUCGCGUGGCUCCAACUCGUCACAGAACUCAAAUUUGUUGGCGGAACAGUACGAUAGGGAUAGGAAAGGACUAAUCACUUAUUGUUUCUCAAAACCGGAUCCCAAAACUAAUGCACCACCAAAUAAUUAUAUAACACAUGUGAGAAUAAUUGAGGACUCCAAACAUCCAAGCUCGAGACCACCAUUGGACUCCAGAUUAGAAAAUAAGAAAAAGAGAAUACUUAUCUUGAGUGCCAAAAGCAAUCGUCCCAAGGAGGUUCAAAUGCAUAAGGCUCGUGAGAAUAGAGAUGGAUCUUUUCAGAUUGGUAGAACGUGGGAUCUAAAAGAAUUAACUAAGAUCGAAAGGGAUCCUGAGAGAGACGAAGGUUUUAUGAUGGUAAUGGGAAAGAAAUAUUAUUGGGAGACAAAUACUUCAAAGGAGAGAACUGUUUUUAUCAAAUCCUUGGUGAAAAUCUUUAUGCAGGUGGCAGAAGGUCAUGUUCCUGAGUUGCUUCAUUGGGAUUUAUCAAUGUUUUAUUUAGAUGAAAAGAGCUAUGAAAGAGCUGUAAUUAGAACAAUUCCAACUUCAUCGACAAUACCAAGCUCAAUGCCAUUAACUCCCCAAUCUCCUCAGAAUCUCAUUUCUCCUGUCAUUACCAAUGACAUUCCACAACGAAGAGUCGUCGCCCAGUCUCCUGUAAGCUCAACUCAUCCAUAUGCAGCCACCCAAGGGAAGAUUCAACUUAUAUCAACUCCACAAAAUGCAUAUCCUGGUUCAAAACCAUCGUUAAGCAAAGCUCCUUAUUCUACUACAUCCACAAUGAAUACAGUUAGUAACAACUUUGCCCAGCAAUCACAACAAUCGGCCCGUCAAACUACCAAAGCACAAGAGCAACAACCUACUCAAAAUGUAAUGCAGAAACAACGUUAUUCUCAAGAAUAUCGUCAAAUCGAACCACAACCAAGAUCACCUCAAAGGACACACGCCUUAUCUGGACAUAGUUAUGAACAGCAACAAUUAGGCUCACCUCCGAAGCAAGGCUUCUCAUCCCCUACAAAACAUCCAUUUAUAUCACCUUCAACUGAACAAACUCCAGAAGCUUCAAACCUCUAUGAAAAGCUUCCUCCAAAUAUCAAUAGGAAAGAUUUUGAGUCAUAUGGCAACUCGGAUGAAUAUUCAGAAUCUUCCGCUUCUACUUCAAGGAAGACACCAGUUGUUCAACAUCAAAAAACUAGAGAAGCUACAACUCCAAAGACACCUCAAGACAAAUUCUUUCCCGGAAGACGCAGCGAAGAUGAAAGUGACGAAGACAUAUCGGACCAAGUUCAUUUAUCGCAUGUAAAUACCAAGCAAACGUCGUCUUCUGGAGCAACUCAAAACCAACCUAUUAAUCCGAAACAAAAUUUAUUAGAAGACUUAAAUGCAGUACUAGGUGAAGAUCCAAAUGUUAAACCUCGUAGCACAAAUAACGAAUCACCUGAAGUGGCGCCGCUAAAUAUGGGUGAAGAUGGAGAGCAAUUGGAAAACGAUGCCGUAGAUUUCUAUUUAGAUGAAUAUAGUGAUGGCGGAGUAGAUUUGAAUGAAACGAUACCAGAACCAAUUCCCUUACCUGAACCUUCAAAAACAAGUUAUUCCAGAGAGAGAGAAAAUAACUUAGAAGAAGAAGAAUCGGAGGAUACAAGGGAGUUCGAUACUACGAAUGAUCUUUCUUUUGAAAACAAUGAUGAAGCUCGUUAUAGUAGGCAAUUAGAAGACCCUAACCAGUCACAUUUAUAUCAUCAAGUUGGAACUAUUCAAGAAGAGGACUCAACAGUGAAUCUUGAGAAAGAAAUCGGUGAGAAAGAGUCCAGCGAAGUCACAAAGAAAAAUGUAGACAUCGAUGAUGAUGCCCUAUUGGAAGUAUUAUCAAGCAUAAAUUGGGAUGUAAAUGAUGAUGUUGAUUCAUUAUUGAAGAAUAUAGAUCUGGAAUUAGCCAAGACGCAACACAUUUUCAACAAUGGUAUUUUGUCUUUGGAGAAAAUUGGACCUAGUUUGGAACCAUCCACCGACAAUGUCAAUAAGGAAUGUGAUAAAAUGAAUCCCUCUUUUACCCUAUUCUUGAUGGAAAUGAACAAUUUUUCGGAAGAUAUCGAAUAUGUUGAAAGCCAAGAUAACGGAUUACAAGUGGAGUAUGCUAAUAAGAAACUACUAUGGAAUACUUUGUCUGAACUGUUAAAUACAGUAUCUCUGGACGAAAAAACUUUGAAAGAAUUACUAAAGUGCCCAAUUAGAGAACGAAGCUUACCAUGGCUAGAUGUCCAAUUGAAUUCGUUGUCAAAGGCCCUAAAGGCUAUUAGUGGGGACUUAAAUGAAGAAGAUUAUAACUUGAGAGAUAUGGCUGCAUUGAAACAGAGACGUCAGUAUUAUGAAAAAGUCACCGAACUUUUCUUGGAAAGGGUUGUCGAAGAAAUGGGAAGCAAAUUUGCCAAUAUUCAUACUGAUGGAACUUCGAACGAUCAAUUAACCAGCAUUUUGUCCCGAUUGCUCGUUUUCUCUUCCAUAAUUUUAUUCUGCAAAGAAAUAUCAUCCGAGCCAUAUAAAAAGAUAGUUGAAGUAUGGAAUAGCAAUAUUCAACACACCUAUAACAGUUUAUGGGAGAAAGAUAUUCGUAAAUUGACAAGCGAUGAAAAUGAACUGAUGAGAUCAAAUAAAACGAAUAAUAUGGACGAGAGUAGCCAACAACGGAUUUUAACCAGUUGGAAACAUUUCAAGGAAACUAAAAAGUUUAAUAUUGAUGAGCCAACUUCAGCUAAAUUUUUGUCUUCUAUGAUCACUUCCUUGGAAAUAUUGGAACAGCAAUGUGUCGAAUAUCAAAAUUUUGUAGAAAAUUUCUUCCAUAUUUCUUCCACCCUUGAUUUCAAUCAAUUUAUUGUGAAAUAUCAGGAUUAUAACACCAGAGUGAUUCCAUUGUCUUCUAUAGAAAAGAUGGAUCCAGAUAGAGAAUCUGCUGCAAUAAAGAACCGAAUGGUUUCCAGAAUUUUCCAACCAAUAGUCAUCAGGAUCAUUUCAUUUUUGAAUAAAACUUUGAAAGCUGAGCGUUGUGCUGCUCCAUCAUUGAUGAUACUAUUGGAGCAGAAAAUAAAAAAAUUAGACCUUUCCAAUCAAGAAUUCCUUCUCGAUUCAUUGAAGAGAAUAUUUACACAAGUCAAGCAAAUAUGGCUCGAAUAUGUGGAUGAGCAAUUGAUUUAUCUAGAAAGAUCUGUCAUUAACACUUCAAAUAGAAGUAUUUGUGCGUCAGUCUUAACACAACCUAUAUUUAUCAAAGAACUAUAUGAAUCAAUUUGUUACGUUCAGAAUGAAAUUAAGCUAGAGGAUGCCACUACGUACGAAUCGUUCGAUAUAAUGAUGAGUUCAUGUAGUAAAUUGGCGAUGACAGUGACAAAAUUCUUAACAAAGAAAAAUGAUGGUACUGGUAUCAUGACUGGCUUACAAAACGAAAAUCUUGCCUCAGAAGAUUUAGAUGAAUCUAUUGAACUUUUGAUGAAUAGUGAUUGGUUAAUCGAAAUGUUUACCAUGUUAAAUGUCAAGAUGUUGGGAAUUUUUGACAUUCCUAUCCAGAAUGCCAAGAAGGUAUUCGACGUUGAAAAGGAAGCAUAUGCGGAUUUCCUUCUACGUGAAUCAAUGCCAAAGUUAACUUCCUUUGUCCUUGGUGCUACAAAAGUAGUACAGUCUUUACCUGAUAAUUCUGGGAAUCCAUCAAGGAGAGCCGCUUACAGUAAACACAAUUUGGAAAUGAUUCUGAAGACAUAUACUUCAUCAGAAAUAGAAGUGUUAGUGAAAAGACUGCAUAAGCAUUUAACAAAUCAUUUCUCUACGGGUCAGAAUGUGGUAGUAAAGGCUGCUCUUUGCGAGAAGUUAUGGUCUUGCUUACAAGGUCAAACGGUUUCCUUAUAUCUGAAACUAUACACUUUAAUCGAUAGGCAUUACAAGGGAACAAACAUUAACUUCACGAAAAACGACGUUAUUACUGCAUUUGAAAAAUUCAAGAAAUAG
Naumovozyma castellii is the source of this 4227-nucleotide messenger RNA. RefSeq names its product GTP-Rho binding exocyst subunit SEC3 (gene SEC3). The record is from RefSeq and is a predicted model, not a curated record. The transcript has a single exon. The coding region runs from base 1 to 4227 and encodes 1408 amino acids. Lineage: Eukaryota; Fungi; Ascomycota; Saccharomycetes; Saccharomycetales; Saccharomycetaceae.